AUGGAGGUCUUAAUCACAACAAUCGUGGCAACUAGUCCUGAGGUUUACAUCGUGAACUAUGCUGGUGGCGAGAACCCAUUACUUCCCAGCGGUGUUGAUGCCCAGAGUGCCUUGAAUGCAUUUUCCCAGGAAAGCGGUCAAGUCACUGGAGGCGGCGGAGGUGUCGGCGGUGAUUUCGGAGGCAGUGGAGGUGUUGACAAUAACUUUGGAGAUGGAAUUAGCGGUAGGUUCGGAGGUGGUGUUACUAGCCGAGGCUUUGUAAGUGGUGGGGAUAACGGAGAAUUUAUCUUCGGUGGAAGAGGCGGUGGAUUCAUCACAGAAGGUGGUUUCGGUGGAAGUUCCAACAGGGAAGAUACCUUAAUGGGCGGGGUUGGUUCUGGGUCGACCUGUGAGGGUGAUGAGAGCAGGAGAGUGGAGCGAGAGGAAAUGUGA
Penaeus indicus is the source of this 432-nucleotide messenger RNA. RefSeq lists its product as uncharacterized. Lineage: Eukaryota; Metazoa; Arthropoda; Malacostraca; Decapoda; Penaeidae. The coding region runs from base 1 to 432 and encodes 143 amino acids. The transcript has 3 exons. The record is from RefSeq and is a predicted model, not a curated record.